Messenger RNA from Ceraceosorus bombacis, 2776 nucleotides. Lineage: Eukaryota; Fungi; Basidiomycota; Exobasidiomycetes; Ceraceosorales; Ceraceosoraceae. The record is from the annotation of a GenBank genome assembly.
AUGAGCACAGUCACGAGCGGUGAGUACAGCAUUCAGCCUCUCAUCGAGUCCGAGUACAGUGAUGUGGGCAGUAGGAGUAGUCGUGAGUAUAGCUGCAGCGAGCGAAUUACAAGCGCUUUCAAACGAGGCUGUGCGGUGGUGUGGAAUUGAAUUGUUAUACAAGCGUCGCGCGCUCACAACGCGGCAUUGCGACAAAGUUCGAGCCUAUUUGAUUUAAUUCCUGGAAUUGACUUGGACGCGAUAAGGUUUGUGAUCGUCUCUAUUGACUUGUACCACCGCUUGCCUCGGCCCGAGCGUGGCGCAGGUCUGUGUACACCGGGCGGUACUAUGCCGCAAAAGCGUAUCUAUCCUAUGCUGAGGCAGAGGUAUAGAGCGGGACCCAAUAGCGGCCGGCCCCUCUGGACGAGUAUACACCGCCGGUAUGCAGAUUCCGCCUGCUGCAAGGACCCUCCUCGCCCUGCUGCACCCGCACGUCCCUCUGCUGCUGCUGAUGAUGAUGAUGAUAGCCGUGAUAAAUCGCGAACAUCUGUGCAUGCACAAGUAUCACCAUCGAUCAAGUCUCCACCAGAGUAUCGCAGUCGCAUCCGCACAGAGUUCAUCCGAUGCUGUUCAUUUAACCACCAUCACCCCCGUCCAACAGCAUUUGCUCCUACUCGAACUCCUCGAAGGACGUCGUUCGCCACUCUUCAGCCUUACGCAGAGCUUGCUAACACCCAUCUCAAGCAAACCCCGCUGAACACGCUGUGAGCCCAGUCCGCGUGGUCCUGCUACAGGCAGAGCUGGAGGCGGAUACGCUGCCCGCAUCCCAACGUCCCGUGAGCCUGUCCACCCUCACUCUUUUGCCGGACCAAUCAGCCCUUCGACCUCAAAGCUUCUUCGCUGGACAGGCCCCAAGCUUACUUGCCCCCACCUUCCCGCCACGCCACGCCACGAGCAUGCCGACCGACUCCUUGACCACUCCACAAAGGCCGGCAGGCUCUUCACGUAUUCGGACCAUCUCUUCCGCCUCUAUUCGCGGUCUGCGAUCACUAGGCUCUCGAAAUUCCUCGAGCACGAAUUUGAGUUCGAAAGCCCAGACGCAGACGAAUGCGGCAGAUGCUCCGCCUGUCCCUGCCCUUCCUACAGGUCGCACGACACCAGGCGGCCUGACUGGCGGGUCUACUACUGCGGAUAGCCCAAGUCGACCUUCCACGACCAAUUCCUCUGCUAGAACGUCUGUCGAAUCUUUUGAAGUGGCCGCGCCGAAGUCAAAGAGCGCAAAAGCAACGAAGUCUAACAGUGCAGCCGCUCCUUUCCCAAGUCUCGCACGGACAGCCUCGGUCAGUCCUACUCAAGUGAGUGCGCGUAAUAGUGGGCAAAUUCAUAGCAGUUACAAUUGUGCUCGGACAAGAAGUGUUCAAAAAUUCUCAAUGCGUAAUCCGACCUCGAUUUGCAGCCUCGACCUGGUCACCCUGGCAGCUUGAGCGUCUCGCAGUCUGCAGCGCUCAAGACGUUUGAACAGGAGCUGGGCCGAUUGGGUGCGCUGCCUAUAGGAUAUGAAGCGGAUGCCACAGAAGAGGAGAAGCUGUGGGCUCAGGUCACACUGACGUGAGUGGAGCGCGCAAGAGCUGAGCAUGAUUGGCUGUAGUGUAUUGCUACGGCUUUAUUUAUGUGACGACGGCAACUCAUGCAAAUGUUGCUCCACGUUGUGCCCUAACAGCCGUUACCUGCGGGCAAGAUCAUGGAACGUCAACAAUGCUCUGACGAUGUAUAAUGCCACACAAAAAUGGAGAACCUCGCAGAAAUUGAGCGACUUGGUGGACCCCUCCUCUUCGAGCUACUUCACCUUUGAUGAGAGAGAUGCAGUGGCGGAGGCUGGUUGGUCGAUGUACUUUCACAACACCGACAAGCUCGGCAGGCCUAUCUUUGUCCAAGGGCUCGCGGGUCUGGAUACUGUCAAGCUGCUCAAAGCAACGACGCCAGAGCGUAUCCAGACAAACUUCUGCUGCACCCUGGAGAAGGCAUGCCAAACGAGAUAUCGCGCUGCGACGCAAGCCAGGCGCUCUCUUGGCGACGCCACAGCUCUUAUAGAUGGUCGGUCUUCGCAAGUAUAUGGCGCUCGCAAAGACCGAGAAGGCUGACUUGUUCACGACUUUGCCCUGCAGACAACUUCAUGAUUGUGGACAUUGGCGGCUUAGGCAUGUCAACCUUCUGGGCUUUCAAAGGCCAGCUUCAAGGCCUUCUGGCCACGCUCGACGCCAACUUUCCCGAGCUCUCGGGGCGCGUGCAGAUCAUCAACGCGCCUUGGCUCUUUAGCAGUAUCUGGGCUUAUAUCAAGGGCUGGCUGCCCGUCGGCACAGUAGAUAAGAUUGACAUUCAAGGAGCGGACUACAAAUCUACGUUGCUCCAGUACAUUGAUGCGGACCAGCUGCCUGCUUUCUAUGGCGGAGCGUGUCGAUGCAGCGAAGGGUGCCAAAAGAGCGACGUUGGUCCUUGGCAUGAGUCGUCGAGUACCAAUCAGUCGGGUAAAGACCCCGCGGAACCGGACGCCCCUGGAGUCGUUCCAGCUCAACAGGCACCCAAGGCAGCUUCAGUCGGUAAUGUGGAUCAGCAAGAUGGAGAAGCCGCACCCUCAUCACUACCGAACAUCAUGACCAAUGGAAUCGCAACCUCAUCGGAUGCGCUGGCACCUAAUGGUGGCCUGAAGAGUGCUGCACCUCCCGUUGCAGCUCCCGUUGACGUGGAAGUCGGAGCGGCAGCAUCUCCAACUGACCACGUGGGUUCGAACUCUUCUUGA